GAAGAGUUGCGCUGUGCGUAUUCCGCCACCCACCUCAGUAUUAUCAGCGUUAGAGAUUAGCGAAAGGUCCUGGCUGCAGGCUGCACCACUGACACACAUCUUUUUUUUUACAUUUCGUGCUGGGUGCAAGUGUGUGCAGAUGCGGGAAAAUGCGAAACGCGCGUUGAUAACGGCCAGCACGUGUUGAAAACGUCCGCGAAUGAGGUAGUAGUGUGCCGAAAUGCGCCUUAAUCCGGUUGUGCUAUUCCUGGUGGCGGUGGUGAUUGUGAAUAGGGUAGGAUCGCAGGAUGCGCAUGUAAAACAUCCCGAAUUGCCACGCCUUGUACGUAACUGGGCUGAGAAGCUCGGGGGUGAAUUGUGGCACUUUGGUGAAUUAGUCACACGUAGAAGUACGGUUGUUGAGAGCUAUCGACAUGCGAUUGUUACCGCGAAAGAUGGCGAAUCUUUACUGCGAGAGAUCACAAGUCGUGUUAAAAACAUGAUGGAUAAAAAGGUGGACGCUGUCAGGAGAAUCAUGGAAAUUGCUGAAAAUGUAGCCGCGACGGCGCAGGACGACGUCGGAGAAGACUACGAUUACUACAAAGCAAAAGACCUCAUUGAUACAACUGCAGUGACCACCACAGAAGAACCCCAACAUCAAAAUGACAACACAGAAUUUCAGGAUGAUGAUGACGAUGACGAUGAUGAAAGUAAAAAUAUCGAAAACGAUCCACAAACAGACGCGCUCCGGCGUGAGAACCGUCGAUAUUCAUCAAAAAUGAUCGACGAUUAUCAAAACGAAGAAGGGGAUUCGGAUAUUGAUGCGGAUGCAGAUAUAAAUGCAAAUUUAAACGUCAACGUGGAUCCAUCAGAGAAUGAACAACUGGAAAAUGCAAAUAAAGAUGAUUUAGAGCGUCCAGAUGAAAUCGAACGUGAGGAAGAGGGAGAAGAAGGCGUGGAGCAGGAACCAAUGGCUAGUCUCAAACCUCCGGUGGAUAAACGCCGAUUACCACUGCAUCCCAAUCCGAAUUUUUAUAAUAUCCCGGUUAAUCUCAACGUGAGUGCUGUGCACGUGCCGAGUAAUGUGUAUGAUCGCUCUCCGGAAGUAAUCCGUGACAUAAAAUGGUCUGAGGAACUAGACAAAUCCUUCCAGGACAACUACAAACAAGACCCAACCAUAUCCUGGCAAUACUUCGGCAGUUCCUCCGGUUUCAUGCGCCAAUACCCCGCAAUGAUCUGGAAACAGGAACCUGUCGACCUCUACGACUGCCGCAUGCGCAGCUGGUACGUGGAGGCGGCCUCCUCACCCAAAGACAUCGUCAUCCUCAUCGAUCGUUCCGGCUCCAUGACUGGCAUGCGGCGUGAAAUCGCCAAACACGUCGUGAACAACAUCCUGGACACGCUGGGAAACAAUGAUUACGUCAAUAUCUACACAUUCAGCAACACAACAGACCCGCUUAUUGAUUGUUUCGAAGGACACCUCGUCCAGGCAAAUCUAGCGAAUGUUCGACAGUUUAAGGAAGCCAUGUUUGGUUUCAAAACCGAGCAAAUCGCAAACUUCUCACUGGCAUUGACAGCGGCGUUUGAAUUGCUGCAAUCGUAUCGUGAAGAACGCGCUGGGGAAGGCGCGCAGUGUAAUCAAGCGAUUAUGUUGGUCACCGAUGGUGUUUACUACAACUUUAAAGAGAUUUUCAAAGAGUACAACUGGCGGAAUCUACCAUUUAUGCCUGUACGUGUAUUCACAUACCUAAUAGGUAGAGAAGUAUCAGAUGUACGUGAAGUAAAAUGGAUGGCAUGCGCGAAUCAAGGUUACUACGUGCAUUUAAGCACGUAUGCAGAAGUACGCGAGCAAGUAUUACAAUAUCUACCAGUAAUGGCACGCCCAAUGGUGCUCAAUCCAACGCUGAAACCUAACCCCACUUGGUCGCCAGUCUACGCAGACGUCACCGAUCCGAAACUCACCAACUGGCUAUGGGUAACCCGUGAACGCAACAAACAACGCGAUAGAUUCCUACUAUACCGACGCAAUCGUAACCGCACUUCGUUCUUCAUCGACGACGUCAUCGACCGCAAGUUCAUGUAUCAGCAACGCCGCAUGGACUUCAACAAGGAUAAAGUCCCCGGGGAAUUCCAGGAGUACCGUCUGAUGACCUCUGUCAGUUUACCUGUGUAUGACAAAAGACAGAAUGCGAACAUUUCAGAAAAGAUACAGAUCAACGAAAAAAUCUGGAUCACAGUCACCAAGGAGACCCGCAUCGCCAACCUCCUGGGCGUAGCAGGGACGGAUGUACCAAUCGCCACCAUCGAGCGUCUUUUACUACCAUACCGAGUGGGUGUGAAUGGUUUCGCAUUCAUCGUCACCAACAAUGGCUACAUCCUGUUACAUCCGGAUCUACGUCCGGUGUUCCAGGGUAUACUCAAACCAGCGUACAACCGUGUAGAUAUGGUUGAGGUGGAACUCUUUGAUGAUGACACCGAACCCAGGGAAUUCUCUUCGGAAUUACUAAAGUUACGCAGCGCUAUUGUGAAUCAAUCCAGCGGGGAUAAGGAAUACCGCGUCAAGUAUCACAUGGAUGAAAUGAAUCGUAUACACUUUGGUAAACGUCAUUAUUACUACACUGGUAUUGAAGGUACUCCGUUUACCUUGGUCCUGGCGCUGCCUGAUCGUUAUGGGCAUUAUGAGAUCGACCAACAGAGCAAGGAGGAUAAACAUCGGAUAUUCGUCACGCAUAACAAUAACCUCACGCAGUUCUUCACGGGCAACUGGACGGUGCAUCCGGCGUGGACGUACUGCAGGUAUCUGGGUGAGAAAAGGGUACAGCGUAAUUUUUCCUCUCCCGCUGCGGAACUGCUGCAUUUCUUGGAGAAGAUGAGCAUGCCGGGAUGGAAGUGGAACAAUUCGCAUUCGCAGGAGUGUGAUCGCUCGCUGAUCAAUCGGGUGCUGUACGACGCGAAGAUCACGGAAUGGUUUCACAAGAAUAUCACGAAUACGAAUAAAGAAGACAAUGGGCCCAUUGCAAUGUUGAUGUCAUUGCUGCCAAGACAUGAAUUCAUCUCGCGUUUCGGCAUAACCGUCGCAUUCCUCGCAACCCAUAGCGGUCUCACCCGCUGGCAAGACUUCCCGCAAAACGCCGCCACUCCAAAGGUCCACUUCCACGAACUGCACGCAGAGGCAGUCAAUGAAGUCUGGUACCGGCGUGCGGUGGAACAACACUAUAGACAACCACGUAGUUUUGUGUAUUCUGUACCCUUCGACGCCGACUGGCCCGUUUCAGUCGCCGUUCUAGAAGGUGAAGAAGAACAACCGCCACGUCCAUCCGACGAUGUCCUGGUAACAGCAAGUCAUGCAAUAUUCAAAGAAGACCCUAAGGAUAAACGAGUGAAAGCCGUGGUGGGGGUAGUAGGGUUCCAGAUGUACCAUCGUGCCCUCCACGCACUCUUCCAAAACAUCACAAGCCAAUGCGGGGAUGAACGCUGUAAACGUACCUGUUCCUCUGAAGAGUUACACUGUAUGCUCGUCGAUGACAAUGGUUACAUAGUCGUAGCCUAUGAUAGAAAAAGAACAGGGAUGUUUUUAGGUGAUUUCCGGCCGGAUAUCCUCGAAAUGUUAGUCGAAGAAGGUGUGUACAACCGUACGCGGAUGUACGACUACCAAGCGACAUGUUUCCCCAAUAUCCACACUGUAUCACCAGCGUCACCCCGGUUACUAACCCCGUUUGAAAAUUUUGGCGAAAUCUUCUCCUGGUUACUCACAACAAUCAUUUACUUCGCAAAAGUAGCAGUCGCUCGACCCGGAGAUGAUUUCAUCGCAACCGAACAACCAUCAUCAGCAGCAGCAGCCAAUGUUGUCCUUGAAGAAGCCGAACCCGAGCAUGAAGAUGAAGACCAACCCAGUCGUACCUUCGAGAAAGACUUUGAUCAUCGUUUGCUAAUCAACAAAACCCACCCGGAGCCAUGCGAUACCGAAAUGUAUCUGUAUCACCUCAUCCACUACUCCGAGAGUAACAUAUCACGCAGUGGGUAUAAUCGGACGAUGCGUGACUGCGCGCGUCCCUUCCUGGUGCAACCGGUCGUCGCCAGUAACAUGGUCCUGCUGGUGAUCAACAUGCUGUGCCCGGAGGUUCCAAUGGAGGAGCCUAUUCUCAGCCCGACGCCGGUGGACGUGUGGUAUAAUGAAAGCCGGCACUGCCACAUCUUGCGGUAUAAUAAAUUCCCACGGCGGAAUUAUAUGAGUUGUAUCAAUCGGAGUAUCCACGAGCAGACGAUCCAAUUGUGCGGCAGGGCCGCCACGGACGCACGCCCACACAAUGUUCUUGUUUCACUCGUUCUACUCGUAGCUCUCUUCUUUAUCGCUGCAUAAUUCUGUCCCACGUGUUAACGUUUCUCAUACAUACAAACAAUAUAAUUGAAUCGUUUCGUAAA
This is a messenger RNA of Dalotia coriaria, 4401 nucleotides long. It is a transcript of the gene stj, whose product is annotated as voltage-dependent calcium channel subunit straightjacket. NCBI's taxonomy places the organism in Eukaryota, Metazoa, Arthropoda, Insecta, Coleoptera, Staphylinidae. Gene Ontology annotation, molecular function: voltage-gated calcium channel activity. The coding region runs from base 221 to 4339 and encodes 1372 amino acids. The transcript has 10 exons. The record is from RefSeq and is a predicted model, not a curated record. Gene Ontology annotation, cellular component: voltage-gated calcium channel complex.